AGUGGCUCUUCUCAGCAUGCAGCCAACACCAGGACUGAGUUCUUCCACAGCCAGAGGGGCUUCAGUCGCCACAGUAGUCCAUAACCUCUGGGCUGAGCAAAGGGAGGUGUGCGGCCCCCGCUAGCACCUGAAGUAGUUUUUUUUUCUUCAUGCCUGGCGUGAGUCAAGGCUGGGUCAAGACUUGGGGGAGCUGCAGGAGAGAAAAGGACAGUGAUGGGUCCACCUGAAGCCCUGUGGGUGCUGCAGCUGCUGUUCACUGUCAGCUCAUGUAAGGGUUUGUACCCGGGCUCAGAGGAAGGCUGGCAGGUGUACAGCACGGCCUCAGAUCCCGACGGCAGGUGUGUGUGCACGGUGGUCGCUCCGGCACGAAACCUCUGCAAACGAGACCCUCGGAGUCGACAGCUACGUCUGCUGACUGAACAGGUUCAGAAUGUGAGCCAGUCCAUGGAGGUGGUCGACCUGCGGACAUCCAGAGACCUGCAGUAUGUCCGAGACUCUGAGCCACUGCUGAGAGGAGUGGACGGACGUUUACACACUUAUGUGGCCAAUCCGCGCACUCUGACAGCUAAAGGCCUGCAGGAGUUAAAGGGCCAGAUGUCUCAGCUGCGGCCCCUCUUGUCGGUCGUGGAGCAGUACAGACUGGACCUGCAGACUCUGGCCACCUUGCGACUGGAGCUGCUCAACCUGUCAAUCAUCCUGACAGCCAUCCAGGAGGAGAUCGGAGCGUACGAUUACGAGGAGCUUCAGCAGAGGGUGUUACUGCUGGAGACCAGGCUGCACAGCUGCAUGAACAAACUGGGUUGUGGUCGUCUGACUGCAGUUAGCAACCCAAUCACCGUGAGAGCCUCGGGGUCCCGUUUUGGCUCCUGGAUGACGGACGCCAUGAUUCCCAGCUCUGACAGCAGGGUGUGGUCGAUGGAUGGCUACUAUAAAGGCAGGCGGGUGCUGGAGUACAGGACCAUGGGGGACUUCACGAAAGGCCAGAACUUUGUGCAGCACCUGCUACCCCACCCCUGGGCAGGGACCGGCCACGUGGUCUACAACGGGUCUCUGUAUUACAACAAGCACCAGAGCAACAUCUUGGUUCAGUACCAUUUUCGCUCUCGCAGUGUGAUGCUGCAGCGCAGUCUGAGUGGAGCGGGCUACAACAACACCUUCCCCUACAGCUGGGGAGGAUCCUCUGACAUCGACCUCAUGGCCGACGAGACGGGACUGUGGGCCGUCUACACCUCCAUCCCAAAUGCUGGAAACAUCAUGGUGAGUCGUCUGGACCCUCGUUCACUGGAAGUCCUGCAGAGCUGGGACACAGGGUUUCCGAAGCGCAGCGCAGGAGAGGCCUUCAUGAUCUGCGGCACCCUGUACGUCACCAACUCCCACCUGGCCGGGGCCAAGGUCCACUUCGCCUACCACACCAACUCCUCCUCGUACGAGUACACCGACAUCCCCUUCCACAACCAGUACUCCCACAUCAGCAUGAUGGACUACAACCCCAGAGAGAGGGCGCUGUACACCUGGAACAACGGCCACCAGGUCCUCUACAACGUCACGCUGUUUCACGUCAUCCAGAGUGACGGAUAGACGGACGCGUAGGAAAAGGUAAAACAUGCAAAGAUAGCAGGAACAAAGAAGAUGGGUUUUUAAAGGACACUGCAACUUACAACACAUGUACACAUGCAAACACACACACACACACACACACACACACACACACAAUGGCCAUUCACGUCAACAAGAAAAUGAGUACUGUCUGUGUUUGAAUUUGAAUGACUUUUCGACUGCGAGAGCUCACUGAGCUAAUAACUAGACACAAUACACGGUUGUCGAACACCAGCCUAAAGGUCACCGACAAGAGUAUUCAUCACAGCCGAGACGAAAAUUAACUGCCACCGUGGCGCUGAUAGAAAGAAGGAAGUCAGACAUUUUGAGCUCAUCCAUAUUCCGUUACGUUUCAUUCCACUCGUAUAUCAAGAAGUGACUUUGGAAGCCGAGGAUGAAUUUUCAAAAAAAAAAAAAAAAAGGAAAAAAAAGAAAACGCAGCUUGUGAACUGAAUUUCACCUCGCGUCAAACCUCGAGCUGCGACGACGACCCUGAUGGAGGUGUUCUGGGUUUGUGAUGUGAUCGUGGACGUGUUCAGUCAGCAUGGUUGUUCAUUCAAUAAACUUGAUUGUCAAACUUU
Molecule: messenger RNA, 2177 nt
Organism: Stegastes partitus (bicolor damselfish)
Lineage: Eukaryota; Metazoa; Chordata; Actinopteri; Pomacentridae
Product: noelin-2-like
Exons: 8
Coding region: 214-1578 (454 amino acids)
Biological process (GO): signal transduction
Source: RefSeq, a predicted model, not a curated record